Phalaenopsis equestris is the source of this 1410-nucleotide messenger RNA. Its product is annotated as probable serine acetyltransferase 4. The coding region runs from base 52 to 1104 and encodes 350 amino acids. Gene Ontology annotation, cellular component: cytoplasm; cytosol. NCBI's taxonomy places the organism in Eukaryota, Viridiplantae, Streptophyta, Magnoliopsida, Asparagales, Orchidaceae. Gene Ontology annotation, molecular function: L-serine O-acetyltransferase activity. The record is from RefSeq and is a predicted model, not a curated record. The transcript has a single exon.
UUCCAUUCUCUGCUCCAGUUCGAAAGCCGCCCCCCAUUACCCUAAAAUUUUAUGUCCACAUUUCUCCUCUCACGUCCGGCGAUCACCGAUUCUCUCCGGCCGGCGGCUCCCCGUAAUCCCCCACGACACAUGGCCGCCUGCGUCGAGUGCUGCCGAAGCAACUCCGCGUCGAUCAAUCCUCUCUCAUUCACACACUCCCAUUCGCGGAUCGAUGAAAACCUAAUCGACUGGCCAGCAUUCCCGGAUCUCGCCUGCCCUUCGGACGACCUACCUUUCCCAGCUGGAGACUCCGGCGAGGAUGCAGACGAAGUAUGGGCACAGAUAAGGGCCGAAGCCCUCUCCGAUGCUGACGACGAGCCCAUACUCUCAAGGUACCUUUCCGAUCUCAUCCUCUGUCACGAUUCCCUCGAAUCUGCCCUCGCGGACCUCCUUGCUAGAAAGCUCUGCAUUCCUAACCUCAUACCUGCUUCCGAUCUUCGCGAUCUCUUCGCUCAAGCCCUAAUCGAUGAUCAAUCUAUCAUGUGUGCUGUGCGCGCCGACCUUCUCGCGGCGCGCGAUCGGGAUCCGGCGUGCUCCAAGAUGGCGCACUGUUUCCUCUACUACAAGGGUUUCCUCGCCUGCCAGGCGCAUCGUGUAGCCCACCGGCUUUGGAAUACUGGUCGGCGUGCGGCGGCGUUGAUGAUCCAGAGUCGGUCGUCGGAGGUUUUUGCGGUGGAUAUUCACCCUGCGGCCCGAAUCGGUGCCGGAUUACUCCUUGAUCACGCCACCGGAUUGGUGAUCGGAGAGACGGCGGUGGUCGGCGAUGAUGUCUCGAUCUUACAUAACGUGACUUUGGGGGGCACUGGGAAGGAUACCGGCGAUCGGCACCCAAAGAUCGAGGAUGGUGUUCUGGUCGGAGCCGGGACGCAGAUCCUCGGUAACGUGAGAAUUGGUAAGGGGGCGAAAGUGGGUGCGGGAUCGGUGGUGCUCAAGGAUGUGCCGGCGAGGACAACGGCGGUGGGGAAUCCGGCCAGAUUGUUGGGAGGAAAGGAAAAUCCGGUUCGGCUCGACCGGUUGGCCGGCUUGACUAUGGACCACACCUCGUGGUCCGAUUAUGUCAUAUGAUUUCCAAUUGCGUAUAAGAAGGUUUUAAAUGAAUCGGGAAUAGUUUGAAUGGAGAUAGUGCUCAAUUUGGUUUGAGCUCCUUCUUUGAAUUACUAUUAUUCGAUGAUUCGAGAAUGGAGUCUGUUGGAGCUGUUAUUGUAAGUGGAGAUAGGGACAAUGCUAGUUUUAUGUGAAACAAUCAAUUGAAUUCAUAGUUCUUACAUAUUUACCAAAUUAAUAGUUACUGUUCCAAAGUGAAAUAUCGAAUCUAUAUUUGUAUAUCUAAAACAAUCAAUUUAUAAUGAAUUUAGCAAUUAUAAGGUCUUC